This is a messenger RNA of Pieris brassicae (large cabbage white), 2335 nucleotides long. It is a transcript of the gene sud1, whose product is annotated as prolyl 3-hydroxylase sudestada1. Gene Ontology annotation, biological process: peptidyl-proline hydroxylation; regulation of translational termination. Gene Ontology annotation, molecular function: iron ion binding; L-ascorbic acid binding; peptidyl-proline dioxygenase activity. NCBI's taxonomy places the organism in Eukaryota, Metazoa, Arthropoda, Insecta, Lepidoptera, Pieridae. Bases 176 to 2206 code for a protein of 676 amino acids. The record is from RefSeq and is a predicted model, not a curated record. The transcript has 8 exons. Gene Ontology annotation, cellular component: cytoplasm.
ACUCUGUGCUGUGAACACCUUUACGAAAUCUGUGGCUGUAUAUAACUUACCCUAUGCUGUGAAUCAAACCAAUGUUUUGAAAUUAGAGGUUAGGCGUCACUUAAAUUUUUUAUUAGGUUUUUAAACAUUAUUUUAUACAUAAAUAUUAUGUAGUGAAAACAGUUUAAACAGAAACAUGAGCUCACCUAGAAAUGACACGGAAGAGCCAUCCGUCGCCGCAGUAGAGUCAAAAAGUGCUUCUACUGGAAGUAAUGACGCCGGCGCGUCAGGUCACCAUCAAGCCGCGAAGCGAAGACUCUCUAGUACAGCAGUGAUAGAAAUAUCAGAUACUGAGAGUGAUGAUUCCGAUGUUUGUGCUGUAAACUCGUACCAAGCGACUGCCGACGAAGUCAAAAGGAUUCGUAAAGACUACACCUCUUCCUCAUCAUCAUCAUCAUCAUCAGACUAUAGCUCGGAUUCAGAGUCCCCCUGGGAGGAUGACUCUAUUGUUAUAAAGGAUAAGUUUGAGACCAAAGCUAAAAGAGCAGAGCUCAAUCCACGUGCAAAUAGGAUGGAUGACCCCCAGCUUAAUGCAGCAAUAAAGUUAGAAGAAGUAAUAGAGAGAUUAACAAGUCACUGGAACGAUGACCGGGAUCAUUUGAGCAAAGAAGUAACCUUGACAUGCCAGCCUUUCAAGGUGUGUCGUGUACACAACUUACUUGCUAAUCCUGAGAUCAUCAAUAACAUAGUAGACGACAUGAACACUCUAGACUGGACACGAAAGAAAAUGGAUCUUUAUGAGUUUCACCAGACAACAGAUCUUGCCAACUUAACGUGGCAAAGGAGUAUAAGAGGCAUCUAUGAACUCUUAAAGACUGAAUUAAAAAAUUGGGUAUCACAAGUUACAGGCUUAGAAUUGCAUAGUGUGUCAGCAUCAUGUUCACUGUACGGCCCUGGAGAUCACUUGCUCAUUCAUGACGAUCAAAUGACUGACCGGCGAGUGGCAUUUAUUUUUUACCUAGCACCGUGGCACCCUCCGGACCUCCAACAUCACAUUCAUAAUGGCGAUGGUGAUGCUACCAAUCACAAAGGUGCGCCGUGGUGCGGGUGGUCGGAGAGCAUGGGCGGCGCGCUAGAGUUGUUUGCGCGGGACGCCAGCGGAGCGCCCACCGACGUGGAGCGCCGGCUCUACCCGGCCAACAAUACGCUCGCAUUCUUUCAAGUCGGCAAGGACUCCUUCCACCAGGUGGGCGAGGUCCUGUCUAUGGAGUUGCCGCGGCUGUCGAUAAACGGCUGGUUCCACGGCCCCACGUCCGAGUCGAGCGCCGCUGCCCCCGAAGACUUAGUCCUGCACAAACCGCAUUCGCAAGUGGUGGUGGUGCAGCAGUGGCUUCAGAGCACGUACAUGUCGACGCGAGUGCGGGCUCAGGUGCAGGCGCAGAUGGAGAGGGCCAGCGAGGUCAGCCUCCGAGACCUGCUGCAGCCCGACUGCCUCGCCGCGCUCAUGGCGGCCCUCGAAGCGCCCGACGUAGAGUGGGAGCCGUGUUCGGGGCGCCAUCGGCGGCGCUACAUGCGCGUGUCCGCCGCGUGGGCGGAGGCCGCGAUGAAGGCGGAAUCGGGGAGCGAGCCGAAUCCGGUGGCGGGGCUCCUGCGGCUGGCCGGCAGCGCGGCCUUCGUCCGCGUGCUAGCCGAUUGCACCGACCUCGCGCUCGCCUCCUACUCCGGCCUGGAGCUGCAGCGCUGGACGCCCGGCGACUACACGGUACGCCCGGGAUCGGUGGACGUCGCCGGCGACGGAGAGACUCCCUACAUUUUCCCGCUCUCCGCAGCUGCUGGCGGGCCGCGAACAGUACGAGAGGGCGCGGCUCGAGGCCACGCUGUAUCUGGGCGCGCCGGCGCGGGCCCUGAGCGGCGGCCAGCGCGUGUACGUGGCGCCGGAGGAGGCCGCGCGGGGCGAAGCGCUGCUGACCGUGCCGCCCGUUCACAACGCCCUGUCGCUGGUCUACUGCGACGCCGGAGCCGCCGCCUUCACCAAGUACCUCGGCCGCCUCGCCGCGCCGCCCCAUCGGAGACACUACGUGCUCGCCUGCAGCUACUACGAGUGAAUCGCGACCGAAAAGCGAUCUCGCAACACACGCCGUGUGCGGUACGCGCAUUCGCAACGUGCGGGUCGAACGCGGCACCCCUUUUUUUCCAGUCGGUCUACCGAGUCUACGAGGUGCGGUGACUUUGCUCGCGUUUCAACGUCCGAGUCGAGAGUACAUUGAACGGUGUCGAAUUGGAGGAAUUGUAAAUUAUUAUCCGAUUGUAAAUAGCGUGAACGGUGGCCGUUGUUGAUUAAACCUAAUUAAGUCGA